UCAUAACGCCAAACAGAAGUACAGAAGAGAAAGAUUAUGAUAGAAACAGCCCGGACGGCGAGUAAUGAAAGUAGCCCACCUUCAGUUUCAUAGCGAGUUUUUAUGUUACGAGUCCGCAUUUGAAGACAUCCUUUAUCUGAAGAGAACAUAGCAACGCCUUUCUCUGGGAAGAAGUGAAUAUGACUUGUACGGAGAAAGUAUAUGUUAUAAACUGUGCGUUUAGUUAGCUCGCUGCUAUCCAGAUCCCGAAGAAACCAGCAAUGACUGUCAACGCUUUCUAUGGAUACACAUCUAUUAAUGAGGGAUUUUAGGGAGCUGCCAAGCACAGGUUCAUCUACGAAGAGUUUCAGUCCUCCUACCAGCUGUCAUGGACAACGUGAAAUCACGCAGCAAUGAUGAGGAUGAAGAGCUGCAGUCCACAGAUCCAGAGAGUAAAGAGAAGAGCAAAGAUAAAAAGACACUGUGCAAAGUAAAGUGGUCACGAGAUGAGGAUGAAAAGCUGAAAAAGCUUGUUGAGCAGCACGGAACAGACUCCUGGAAAUUAAUAGCUACCCUUUUUCCAGGGAGGACAGAUGGCCAGUGUCAGCACCGCUGGCAGAAGGUGCUCAACCCAGAGCUAGUGAAAGGACCAUGGACAAAGGAGGAGGAUCAAAAGGUUAUUGACCUCGUACAUAAAUAUGGUCCCAAGCGCUGGUCAGUGAUUGCAAAGCACCUCCAGGGAAGAAUCGGAAAGCAGUGCCGUGAACGCUGGCACAACCACCUCAACCCAGAAGUUAAGAAGUCUUCAUGGACUCAGGAAGAGGAUCGAAUCAUCUAUGAAGCCCACAAACGCCUUGGCAACCGCUGGGCUGAGAUCUCUAAGCUUCUUCCUGGACGAACGGACAACUCCAUCAAGAACCACUGGAAUUCCACCAUGAAGAGAAAAGUGGAGCAUGAGGGGUACCUGCAAGAUGGCUGCAAGACUUCCUCUGCUAAUGGGAAGAGACGCCACAACAGGCAGUGUCCUGCAACUCCAACAGAGGCCCAGCACUGUGACCGAAGCCCUGUGGCUAUGACAGCAUCAAACCAGAUGGGUGGUUUUCCAUUUGAGCCUCAUGGUGGACACAUGAUGGACAGUCUUCCUGAAAAUUCAAGCUUCAUAUCACCAUCCUGCCUGGAUGAUCCUGACAGAGAGCAAAGAAUUAAGGAGCUUGAACUGCUGCUUAUGUCAGCAGAGAGUGAAGUCCACCAACAAGUGCAGUGCAGAGGUUCAUGUAGUUUGGAGCAGUACCCAGCAUGGCCAGACAGUGUGUCAGAUGACACGCUAACCACAAGUAGCAGUAGCCUGGAAGAACAAGCAGAGAGAAGACCCUGGAAGGGCCCUGAGAUCCCGCAGGGAGCUCCAGCACCAGUUCCUGUCUCGCCCAGCAAGUUCCUGGCUGUAGAGGCCAGCACUGUGCUGUCCACCCUGCAGACCAUACCAGAGUUUGCAGAGACCAUGGAGCUCAUUGAUUCAAUGUGUUUUGCUCUGCAGGAUCCUGUCGCAUGGAACGAAGUGGCCAGUUUUGAUUUGUCAGACACGGCGACGCCGUCCAGGCACAACCAGGCAGGCUUUAGCACUAUCUUGCAAGAGAGCACCAUUUACAAUUCAGUGAAUUACCCGGUCAACGCUGCCACUACCGACUUAGGCCAAGACAGGAACUGUGCUCCAUUUGGUGUGGGAGGUCUUACAACCCUGACUCCCAUUAACUCAUCCAAACCCACCCAGGCUUCCACUGGGAGGAAGAGGAGAAGAGAGAGUGGGGAACCAUCUCCUUUGUGUGACAAGACUUGCUCUUCCUUCUUGGAAAAUAUUUCAAAUUCUCCCAAGAAAACACCUAUAAAGACACUGCCAUUUACCCCGUCACGAUUCUGCAACAUAUCAGUGCCAGAGCAUCUCAAUCUGGAAAACCCCGCCCUCACCUCAACUCCUGUGUGCGGUCAGAGGUGUCUGCUCAACACACCCCUUCAAAAAGAUACCACACCUAAGCACCAGAAAGAGAAUGAUGGUUCCAGGACUCCUAAAUUCUGCAAAACAGUCAUGACUCCAACUCCGAGGACACCCACUCCUUUCAAAAAUGCUUUGGCUGCCCAGGAGAAAAUGCACGGGCCCCUAAAGAGAGAGCCACAGCCUUUGGCCUUUCUCGAAGAAGACAUUCGAGAAGUUCUAAAGCAAGAGACCGGAACAGACAUCUUCAACAGAGCAGACUUACCGCCAGAUUACAGAGUGUGGAAAUAUAAUAUGGAUGGCCCAGCUAGAAAAGUGCGCAAGUCUCUUGUCCUGGACCCUUGGGGCAAAGAAAGCAUUAAUACUCAACUUUUCCAAGACCAGCUCGGCGAUGCACAGGUGUCAGAUGAAGGUCUACUGACAAGCUCUUCAUUGGUUUCUCCGAUCUCCGAGAGAGACGAGUGUGGCCAUUCUGUGACUUCAGGGAAAGAAGAGCCCUCAUUAGGAGUCACCGUUCAUACUCAACACUUUACUAGCCCUCGGAUGAAGAAGCUUCCGACUUCUAACAAAGCAACGAAACUCAACACUGCACAGGUGAGUGAGUGGGAAGCAGUGGUUUAUGGAAAGACGCAGGACCAACUGAUCAUGACAGAACAGGCUCGUCAGUACCUGAAUCCCUACCCACCGUCCACCUCUGUCUCAAGGGCGCUUGUGCUUUAAAGCCGUCCCCCUGACUACGCAGGCAGCACUACAUCUGUCCGACAACUAAAACCUCCACUGAAUCUUGUAAGAGACAAUCCAGUGAAGACAAAUUGUUUUAUUUUUCUUCUGAAGCAGAAAUGCACUGCCAGUGACGUCCAUACAGAGGUUUUGUUCUCAACACAUUUUGAGGUAACUGCCCAAAGUGUUCUCUGUUUGGCCUGCAUUUGAUUUUAAACACAGUCAUGAGCAGUUUUGUACACAUACAAAAAGGCUUUUUCUUUUAAUCAACCUGCACAUAGAGUAGGCUGCAGAAAUAGUGUGUAUCACCAGCAGCGGCUGCUUCUGAGUUGUAUAUUAUUAAUAUAUUGUUUAAAGACAUUAUAAGAUGUAGCGCUACUCAUUGUUUAUCUCCUCCUGCCUGUUUUUACUAAACUGCCCCACUGCUGUUAGCAGAUAAAAAAAAACACGUAUGUGCAGCAUUUGUAGCUUUUUACUGACACCCGUGAACAAUGAAAUCACACCAUGGGUUGUAAACUGACGCAGUACAGGCUUCAUUCCCUGGCCACUUUAUUGGGUACACCUUCUCGACCACUCAUUAAUGCAAUGGCAUAUCACAUGGUCAAGAUGGUCAUAUGAUAUGAAGUUUAGACCGAGCAUCAGAGUGAGGAAGAAAGAUGAUUUAAGUGACUGAACACGGCAUGGUUGUUGGUGCCAGAUGGGCUGGCCUGAGUGUUUCAGAAAUUGCUGAUCUGCUGGGAUUUUCCAUCACUACCAUCUCUAGGUUUUACAGAUAAUGUUCAAAAUGGGUAAAAAUGCCAGACUGAAGGCAAAAGUAACUCAAAUAACCAAGGUAUGCAGAAGAGCACCUCUGAUGUAGCUGAGGGGCUACAGCAGCAGAAGACCAUACCAGAUACCCCUUCUGUCAGCUAAUAACAGGAAACUGAGGCUUUAAUUCACACGGGCUCCCCCGAACUGUACAAAAACAGAUUGGAAAAAUCUUGCCUGGUCUGACGAGUCUUAAAAUUCAGAUGGUAGGGUCAGAAUUUGGAGUAAACAACAUAAAAUCAUGCAUCCAUCCUGCCUUCCUGUACUCAAAUGGGAUCCACAGACAACAGACCCCAUCAGAUCCAGUCACCUUUGGGAUGUAGUGGAAAAUCUGCAGCAACUGUGUGAUGCCAUCAAGGAUCAAAAUCUCUCAGGAAAGUUUCCAGCACCUCACUGAAUCUGCGCCAUGAAGAAUUAAGACAGUUGUGAAGCCAAAAGAGGGUCUAAUCCCAUAUUAGGAAGGUGUACCUAACAAAGUGGCUGGUGAGUGUGUAAUGUUACUAUUGAUUUUUAAAUGAGAAAAAAAUGCACCUACAUGUUUUUUGUGACAGCAGUGUUAUGUUAAGGAGGAAUGCCAGUCCGACUCCAUGUGAAGUUUUUAGGAUGGAAAUAGGAAGCUGUCAGUAUUGCACUAUUGAGUUGACAUUGCUGCUGAGAAAGGAGCAGUAUUUUCGAGGGCAAACUGGAUAGCACUUGUGAUGGUAUUUUUUUAUUAUUAUUUUAUUCCUUUUAUAACACAGCGUUUCCUUUCCAAGGCCAUAGAGUCGGUGGAGACAUCGGUUGAAUGUAUUUCAUUGCAAUGUACAUGUGAAAGAACCUCAAAAAUGGAAGGGUACCUUAAUGUUUAUUUUUGUUUGUUUUAUUUAUUAUCUGACAGCUCUAAGGCUUAGAUAUUAAUAUAAAUCGGACACCAUGAGUUUCGAAGAUGUUUAACUUUGCUGCCAAAACAGCCUAAAAACUCUCACUUGCUCUAAAGCAGUUCUCUUUUAGGGAAUGAAUGGCCGCCAUUGUUUUGGUCAGACGUUCGUAUCAUUAGUGCUCAGCAACAAGCAUUUUGUUGGAGAAGGAUUUAGGUUUUAUGUGAGGGCUGUAGGUUAUAUUUAUUUAAUGUCUACUAAUUUAUUUAUUUCUAAAAGAAAACAUUUAAGAGAAAUUAUUGAGAAAUUAUAUUGUCUUUUUUUUUCUUUCAAAAUUAGGAUUGGGCAACCAUUCAGUUUUCAUUUCUCAAAGUUUAAUGUUAAUUUCUUCUCCUGAUUAGGCGAGAGCUAGCAAAUAACCUUUGCAUAGUUGUAUGUGUGAUUUUGUAAAAUAUAGAUAGGAUGUAUGUAGGUAGCGGGACUCCAUUUCUGACCUCUAAUCAUAGACUAAUUGCACUUUUUUUCCUCUUUGUUUAAAUGUAAAUGUUCAUUCUCAUAAUGUAGCUCCUGUUCUUACCUUUUUUCGUGUGUGUAUGUGUUAGAUGGGUGUUUCCUCAUGUUUGAAGUGAUUGCUGAUGUUAAGAUCAUGCUGCUUUAUUUACACAUGUUCUUUUCUCCUGUUUUGCUGCAAAAGGUGUAUUUAAAAUGCACUACGUAAAAACCUUGUAUUUUUAGACAGAUGGCUUUGAGCUAAAACACAAAAUACAUAUUGGUCAAUACAUGUGUUAUUACAACUCCUAAAAUGCUGGGCUGCUGUGCAGAAUGCGAUAUGUUGCUAAAACCCUAUAUUUAAUUGAAAAUAGUGCAAAGAUGUCAUUGGAUGUUAUGUUUUGAUACUGAUGCCAGUAAUAUGUUUCAAAUAAGGUGAAAACAAGCGCUUGUUUACCACUGAUUACUGCUUUUUUUAACACUAUGAGGAAGGCAGUUGCACUAGUCUGAAAGCAAAAUGUUUUCCCAUUUUUAGAUUUCAGUGGUCACCAGCUCCUAGUCUUCUUUGUCAAAUUUUUAAUUUCUUUAUGACAUGUCCGAACGCUGGGCAGGACAGUUUAGCACCUGCUUUCUUCACCUCUUUCUUUUGAGCAAUAUCACCGAGCAUUAAAGCCCAAAUUAGCCGUGCAGUGUGCACUAAUGCAACCUCAUAUCAUCUGGCUUUUUGAGCUGGACACUCAUAACAAGUUGAUUGAUCCGUCUCCCUUUUUUAGCCCAGACAACACAUUGUCCACGAUGUCAGAGAUGAAUUACAGAUUUUGAUUGGUCUGACCACAGGACAGUUUUUCCCUCCACCUCAGUCCGUUUUAAAUGAGCUUGGCCCUGGCAGCUGUAUUUCUGGAUAUUGUUAGAUUAAUUUUUUUUCUAUUCUUACUUUGAAUGGCAUUUUUUAUUACAUACACUGAGCAACUGCAACAAGCCGUUCACUGAAAAUGGUUGUCAGAUGUUUCAUUUUAGUUUGAGUGUCAGCUUCACUGAUGUCUUCUGGAGACAUCACAUGUAUUACUGAACUAUUAGCCCACACAGUCUCACUAAAUGAUGGAUACUUCCCUAAUUUGCCUUGGUCACUAUAGUCACUACAAUGAGCCUAAUUGGGUUAUUUCUAAUGUAGUAUUAGUAUUUAAACUGGUUUGAAACGCCUUGUUGACAUCAAGUUCAAAAUAAGCGCAAAUCUUUCUAUUUUAAUUUUUUUGUCAUGUCAUCUUUGUGACAUUUUAAACUAAAUAUAGGGCCUAAAAUGUUUGCAAAUCAUUGCAUUCUGUUUUUAUUAAAAUCUGUACAAGAUCCAGAUGUGAUCUCUGCUGCAGCCAUUGUCUCCUUGUAUCCUGCUGAACUACCCUUGAGCGAGAUGUCACAUGUUUCUCUGCUCACUCAUUUCACCUUCUAGACAAGAACAAAUGCACUCUCGAACCAUCCUUCAACAAACUCUCUAUAAUCUGGUGAAGUAACACUAUAGCUACAUGUAUUUUUUUUCUUCUAUCAUCUACUUUAGUGGAUCCAGUAAUGGCUAUAAUCUGGAUUAUCCUGCAUUAAGUAUUUGAGUGAGAAUAAGAAGGGAAUCUUGUCAGGGAAAUCAGGUGGAAAGAUCAGAAGAAUAUGGUACACAACGCUAAAAAACAGACUAAACAACUUUGUAAGAUGUUUACUGUAUAUUUGGAUCUGGUGGCUGAGAUCUGUCUAAUCUGUAUAUAUUUGUGUCGUAUUUUCUGUGUGUUGGUUUGUACAUUCCAUUUGUUAAAACCAAGAUAAUCUGUUUGUGUGUUAACGACACAUGGUAACAUCAUAGGUUGCAAGGGAAUUAAGUACAUAUAAGUACAGGAUAGUAGCAGCUGUCAUAUACUAUUGUAGUUAUGCAUGAGCAGUACACAAGAUGCUGGACUUUGCUUUCAUUUACAGGAGAAUCACACAUGUAACACCUGAGUUAUACUAUAUAGCAUUUUCAGUUGAAACCAUAACCGAGGUACCAUAGAAAUCCUGCCAGCUGUCUUUGUAACCAUGUACUUAAUUUGGCUAAAUAAAUG
This is a messenger RNA of Oreochromis aureus, 6920 nucleotides long. It is a transcript of the gene mybl1, whose product is annotated as v-myb avian myeloblastosis viral oncogene homolog-like 1. The coding region runs from base 368 to 2686 and encodes 772 amino acids. The transcript has 16 exons. Gene Ontology annotation, biological process: regulation of DNA-templated transcription. Lineage: Eukaryota; Metazoa; Chordata; Actinopteri; Cichliformes; Cichlidae. Gene Ontology annotation, molecular function: RNA polymerase II cis-regulatory region sequence-specific DNA binding; DNA-binding transcription factor activity, RNA polymerase II-specific. The record is from RefSeq and is a predicted model, not a curated record. Gene Ontology annotation, cellular component: nucleus.